This is a messenger RNA of Botrytis deweyae, 572 nucleotides long. RefSeq lists its product as uncharacterized. The record is from RefSeq and is a predicted model, not a curated record. The coding region runs from base 354 to 572 and encodes 72 amino acids. Lineage: Eukaryota; Fungi; Ascomycota; Leotiomycetes; Helotiales; Sclerotiniaceae. The transcript is spliced from 2 exons.
GGCCAUCAAUUAUCUUGUAUUUUACCACCUUAUGGGACGUGCCUGUGAGUGGAGUGUGACAUACUUUCUGGCCGUACUAGUACAAAGGCAUCCAUAGCCUGUAGGUCUUCGUAUAGCAUUAGUAAUGGACCCCCUCUGUCGAGUAUCAGAUAUCGUGGCUGGGUAGUUCUUCUUAUUAUUUAGACUAAUUAAGCGAUGUAAACAAACGCACGUACGCGAACCCUCCCAACUAGCGCCAUACAAAAACUUAUGAGCUGUACCUCUGUAUAUAAGGGACACCACUUCUUCGCCAGGCUCUGAUCAUUAUGAUUCCAAGAAAAAUCAUACUACGAUAAUCUUACCACAUACCUAGCAUGUCCGAGAUUUGUUCCCCCCAAGAUUCGUCCGCACUGCCAUCGCCGAAGGCGAGCACCGCUAUCAACCCCGAACGUGUGGAAACUGUGAAGAGGGAGAAAGUAAAGGGCGAGGCGGCAAACACUUUCAAGCGAGCAACGUCCGUCUAUUUGCUCGACAAGAACAAUAUGACCCCUACAAAGAGGGAGCUUUCCGUCUUCAUUUAUUCCUUCAUAUAG